Ochotona princeps (American pika) is the source of this 681-nucleotide messenger RNA. RefSeq names its product cytochrome P450 2C42-like. Gene Ontology annotation, molecular function: heme binding; oxidoreductase activity, acting on paired donors, with incorporation or reduction of molecular oxygen, reduced flavin or flavoprotein as one donor, and incorporation of one atom of oxygen; iron ion binding. The annotation marks the transcript as partial. The record is from RefSeq and is a predicted model, not a curated record. Gene Ontology annotation, cellular component: intracellular membrane-bounded organelle; cytoplasm. NCBI's taxonomy places the organism in Eukaryota, Metazoa, Chordata, Mammalia, Lagomorpha, Ochotonidae. Gene Ontology annotation, biological process: xenobiotic metabolic process. The transcript is spliced from 4 exons.
GAAAAGCACAAUCCACAGAGUGAAUUCACUAUUGAGAACCUGUUGAUCACGGUGCUUGAUUUGUUUGCUGCGGGAACGGAGACGACCAGCACCACCCUGAGAUAUGGGCUCCUGCUCCUGCUGAAGCAUCCUGAGGUCGCAGCUAAAGUGCAGGAGGAGAUUGAGCGUGUGAUUGGCAGACACCGGAGCCCCAGCAUGCAGGACAGGAGCCGCAUGCCCUACACGGACGCUGUCGUACAUGAGAUCCAGAGAUACAUUGACCUCGUCCCUAAUAGUGCGCCCCAUGCAACGCUCUGUGAUGUUAAAUUCAGAAACUACAUCAUCCCCAAGGGCACAAUCGUAUUUCCAUCCCUGAGUUCUGUGCUGAAUGACAACAAAGAAUUCCCCAACCCAAAGGAGUUUGACCCUGCCCACUUCCUGGACAAGAGCGGCAAUUUUAGGAAAAGUGAUUACUUCGUACCUUUCUCAACAGGAAAGCGAGCGUGUGUGGGAGAGGCCCUGGCCCGCAUGGAGCUGUUUCUGUUCCUGACCACCAUCUUACAGAACUUCAAGCUGAAGUCUCAAGUUGACCCAGAGCACAUUGACACCACUCCACUUGUUAGUGGAAUAUCCCGUGUGCCCCGGUUUUACAAGCUCAGCUUCCUUCCUGUCUAAAGAGGGCAGGUCACAGGCCUGCUGCUC